AUGAUGAAACGUGAUGAUGAUCCGUUUUGGACAGCUAGAGAAGCAGUUUACUCUACCCAACUGUCUGCCUGGGAGCACCUGCAGUUGUUCUUCUUCCUCAACCAUUCAUUUGAUCGGAAUAAAGCAGGCCAGUUUCUUCUAGAUAAGCUUGCAAAUCUGGGUCCAGAUGACUCGAGGGAGGAAUAUUUGCGCUCUAUCAUAGAUGAUAUGCGCUCCGAUUUCAUACCUUGCUUUACAGAACUUCCUAACCUAACUCCUUCAAAAGUCUCCCGAAGCACCCCCAUAUCUUCUAAUGCGAUAUCUGCCGUAAAAGAACGCCAAAAUGGCAUUUGCCACAUCUCGGGCGAGUCUCAGGGCCUCCGACCUAUCCAUAUAGUGUCACCUUCAGUCAUACACGAUGAUGACCUCAUACGCGGCACUCGGUUACGGGAAAUCUUAGACAUAUGUGUAUCCCCGGAAGUCUCUGAUAAACUCUUCUCCUUCCUGACAUCCAGCGAGAGUGUUAGCGACAACUUGAAAAACUUAUGGCUGAUGAGCCCAGCUGUUGCCGCUGCAUUCCAAGAGGGACGUAUCUCAAUACAUAAGAAUGAUUCUGAUCCCAAAAGCCUGUAUUGGCUGCUACGGAAAACCAGGCCUGGAAAUUUCGACGUACUCGGUGUAGCGAGGAACUGCAAAUUCUCCUCGAUGCCAUCAACUCCGGAUGAUACCAAACUUCCUCUGCCAGAGGGCAUUCUGCUCGAGGUCCAUCACCAUGUUUCUGAGUUUCUAUACUACCUGGAUGUUGAAAAGCAAAUCCAAGCCGGGUGGGAAAUUGAGGGCGAGUGUGAGCUUUGA
This is a messenger RNA of Trichophyton benhamiae CBS 112371, 834 nucleotides long. RefSeq lists its product as uncharacterized. The transcript has 4 exons. The coding region runs from base 1 to 834 and encodes 277 amino acids. Lineage: Eukaryota; Fungi; Ascomycota; Eurotiomycetes; Onygenales; Arthrodermataceae. The record is from RefSeq and is a predicted model, not a curated record.